AUGGCUCACCCACAAAUAGGCUACAAGGUGCAACAUCUAAUGUCAGACCUUAUAGAUAAAUACUUCCAAGAUCAUCUAGCACUAUCACAAGAAGAAGCAAAUGAUCUGCACCUCAAGUACUACCGCGAGUAUGGCCUUGCCAUCGAAGGUCUUGUCCGCCAUCACAAGGUCGAUGCUUUGGAGUACAAUGCUAAGGUAGACGAUGCGCUACCUUUAGAGGACAUCAUCAAGCCCAACCCGAAAUUACGGCAGCUUCUCGAAGACAUCGACAGGAGCAAGGUCAGGUUGUGGCUGUUCACGAAUGCAUACAUCACCCACGGCAAGCGGGUGGUGAAAUUGCUAGGGGUCGAUGAUCUGUUCGAGGGCAUCACCUACUGCGACUAUGCGUCCGAGAAAUUCUACUGCAAACCGCACGUGGAGAUGUACGAUAAAGCGAUGGCUCAAGCGGGUGUGACGUCAAAUGACAACUGUUACUUUGUCGACGACUCAUACAUCAACACAAGAGCCGCACAAGAACGGGGCUGGCACACAGCACAUCUCCUCGAUCCAGAGGACCCUGAACCAUCCGCGCGUGCUGCGAAGCACCAGAUCAGGAGCCUAGAGGAGUUGCGUACCAUCUUUCCCCACCUAUUCAAAAGCAAGUCGGCGGCAAAUGGGUCCAUAUAG
Molecule: messenger RNA, 666 nt
Organism: Didymosphaeria variabile
Lineage: Eukaryota; Fungi; Ascomycota; Dothideomycetes; Pleosporales; Didymosphaeriaceae
Gene: SDT1
Product: putative suppressor of disruption of TFIIS
Exons: 3
Coding region: 1-666 (221 amino acids)
Biological process (GO): pyrimidine nucleobase metabolic process; nucleotide catabolic process
Molecular function (GO): nucleotidase activity
Source: RefSeq, a predicted model, not a curated record